Molecule: messenger RNA, 3723 nt
Organism: Malaclemys terrapin pileata
Lineage: Eukaryota; Metazoa; Chordata; Testudines; Emydidae
Gene: SPRY1
Product: sprouty RTK signaling antagonist 1
Exons: 2
Coding region: 1312-2274 (320 amino acids)
Biological process (GO): multicellular organism development; negative regulation of Ras protein signal transduction; negative regulation of MAP kinase activity
Cellular component (GO): cytosol; membrane
Source: RefSeq, a predicted model, not a curated record
GGGCCAGGAGAAGGGGAGAUCAGGCUGCUCCCAGCCAUGUGCUGGUGCUGAGGUCUAACUUAGGCUCGUGCGUGUCUGUUCCUUUUUCUUUUCUGUUUUUUUUUUUUUUUUUUAAACUGACGUUCAGGGUUAUGUUUUAAUCCCAGGGCUCUGAACUUGCUCUGGCCAGGGAACAGGCUUGAGUGUGCAAAGGGGCGGGACGGCUAGAAUCAAUGGCUUAGGAAUCAGGGCAAACCUGGGCUGUGCAUUGCUAAUGGCUCUGGGGGGAGAGUGAAAACCUUGUGCCCCAAUUAGCCCGUAAUGAUUCCGGGAGAAGAGUGGUGGGAAGCCGUUGUGAAGGAACUACACCGGAGGUCGGUUUUGAUCCAUGGUGAAAAAGACAUUCUUCCAAGGACUAGAGGCUAAAUGCGGGGUGUACAGAGGGAAAAGGGGUCCUUUCAGUGUCCCAGCCUGACAGUCCUGAAUGGGGGAGGGGGAGAACAGGGGGUAAUGUUUAAAGUGAGACCUUAAAUGCGUCAUUGAAACAUCUAGCAAAAUCCUCCAUCCUAGCAGAGAUUUCUAAAACCUGCAUUCAUUAAUCCAAAAGGAGAGCGCCUUCCUCCAAUUCUGGGUCAGGUUUGGUAGCGCUGUAGAGGUGGAGAGGCUAAAAUGAUGGGAUAAGAGGAGAGAAACGUUCCCCUCCCCCUCCUUUCCCCCUCCCUUAGAAAGCCAACAGGGGAAAAAAAAUCCCCUGUGCACAUAGUAGCACACCCAACCUUUCAGUGCUGUGCUUGAAAGGCACAGGGAGGGGGAGCGCGAGGGAGGGAGGACGCUACAGCUUUAAGUAUUGGAAAGUCCGCCCUCCUGAGGUAAUGGUAACCUCAGUCUCUUCCCCUCCUCCUGCAAAAGGGGGGGAAAAGCCCUUGUUUUCAUUCAUAACUUUUUCCUCUUCCUUCCUCUCCGUCAACUAUUUAUUCAUCGCUUCACUCAGCUCAGAUUGCAGAGGGCGCAGCUCCACCACCGUAACUUGAAGUGUGGCGAUACUUUGCUUCCUUCCCCCCACACCUUUCUGUGUAGCAAACGAGCAAGUUAAAACGCAGCAUGCAGAUUGUUGUAGAAUUUAUUCGGACGGGGAUGCUGCCUUUUUGAAGCUGAUCUGGGAGGAAAAAAAAGUGGGGCAGUCGGGGGAACCCUGGAGAACUGGUUUGGAAGAAAUGCUGACAUACCGUACAUUGUGCUAAAAUCUGCAAUGGUUCUGAGCUUGGGCACAAAAAAUGGAUUUCAGAUGCAUGCCAGGUUCCCACUGAAUGCCAGAAGUAGAGAUCCCUACAGAUGGAGCCCCAAAGUCAACAUGGCAGUGGCGGUUCAUUAGUUGUGAUCCAGCAGCCUUCCUUGGACAGCAGGCAAAGGUUGGACUAUGAAAGAGAAAUUCAGCCGACCUCUAUCUUGUCAUUGGACCAGAUCAAGGCCAUAAGGGGCAGCAAUGAGUAUACUGAAGGCCCAUCUGUGGUGAAAAAGUCUGGUCCACAAACAGCUCCAAGACAAGAAAAGCACGAAAGGACUCAUGAAAUCAUACCAAUUAAUGUGAAUAAUAAUUAUGAGCACAGACCCAGCCACUUGGGACCCGUGGCACACCAACAUAACGUAAGGGCUCCUGUGUUGAGCAGAUCGAUUAGCACUGGAAGUGCGGCUAGUUCUGGAAGCAACAGCAGUGCUUCUUCAGAGCAGGGGUUGUUGGGAAGAUCGCCCCUGUCUAGGCCAGGUUCAAGCCACAGAUCUGAAAGGACAAUCCGGACGCAGCCCAAGCAGUCAUCUUUGAUGGUAGAUGAUCUGAAGGGUCCCUUGAAAGAGGACUUGACGCAGCACAAGUUUAUCUGUGAACAGUGUGGGAAGUGCAAAUGUGGUGAGUGCACAGACCCGAGGGCCUUACCUUCUUGUUUGGCCUGCAACAGGAAGUGCUUGUGCUCUGCAGAGAGCAUGGUGGAGUACAGUACCUGCAUGUGCCUGAUCAAAGGGAUCUUCUACCACUGUUCCAAUGAUGAUGAAGGGGACUCGUAUGCGGAUAAUCCCUGCUCUUGUUCCCAGGCACAUUGCUGUUCUAGGUACCUGUGCAUGGGAGCAAUGUCCUUGUUUUUGCCUUGCUUGCUCUGCUAUCCUCCUGCUAAGGGAUGCCUGAAGCUGUGUCGAGGGUGUUAUGACCGGAUCAAUCGUCCUGGUUGCCGAUGUAAGAACUCCAACACUGUCUAUUGUAAACUGGAGAGCUGCCCGUCUCGGAGUCAGGGGAAGCCCUCAUAAUUUUGGAGGGAGAUUUCACUUCUUCAAACACUUGCUUUCAGGUUGUGGCUAAUUUUCUGUUCGUGUGGGGUUUACCCCUGCCCUCAUUCCCUGCCUUCUCCACUUUACGUACCCAAGUUUUUUCCUUUGCACCCUCCAUAUCCCCUCUCUCAACUCAGAUAGGUGUGGAGUAUUUUACUCAGUCAUGUUUAUUUCAGUCUUUGGUAAGCAUGGACUGUGUGCCUGCAUUUGGCACCUCAGCUUGACAGGGCCUCUUAGGUUUGUAAGUAAUCCACACAUGAAAGAGACAGUGAGGGCUAAUGGGCUUUUCUGCAGCCUCUUGCUCUGCAAACAACUUCCCCAAUGUGUCCUUUUGUUCUCUGCAACUCUCUCUCUUUUUGGUUCCAAGAAAUAAUUCUACCUUAUUUCAUGAGCAGGCUGGAUUAAUCUUGAGGGGGUUGGAACCGUAGAAAAUAUAAGGCUGGCUUUUACUCCAUAGUGCAAAGAACCUGCUUUUCCCUCUGUUCCCCAACCCUUCUUGGAAUUGUCUCAGUCUAGAGACUUGCCUGGCUGGUACAUUUUUUUUUCUUUCUUUCUUUCUUUCUUUCUUUCUUUUAAAUGUAGUUUUGGUUUUUGCUUCACUAUAUAGAUCUUCACAUUGGAGACAUUAUGACUGCAAUUCGUUCAUCUGUUUCUCUUGCUUUCAAAUCUGUGAAGGACAUCACCCACUCCACCCCUUUUCCCCAUGUUUCUGUGGUCAUUGAGAUCCUGUUGAUACUGAUGUUAAAGUUGGCGGUGUUUGCAUAUCUGAAUAAUCUUCAGGUGUCACUGAAUUAAGUUACCUACAUGUUCCUGGAUCUUUAACACUUCUCUUAUUUCCUUGGUUAGUGAAUUUAGCUCUGCCUUGUGCUUCAUAACUUUAAUCUAUUCCAUGUUUUAUUGCCUUAGCCACAAAUUGUGGUCUUUUUUUUGUAUAUUUUAUGUAUAAAACACAAAGUUGAAUCCCGACUAUUUUUAAGACAAAAGUCUGUUUAAAACUUUUUUUAUUGUAAAGAAUAUUUAUUAUGUGAAUCUCUAUUAUUUUAUGAUAUUUAUUACAAAGGACUGUUUGAAAAAUGUACUCAUGUCUGAAUAUAACAAAAUAUCAAUACUUAACAAAAAUAAGGGUGACACAAAGAAAGUACGUAUGUUAACUAUAAUGCAGAAAAUAUAUUAAUUAAUGAAAAUGUCUCUUGAGUUUUUCAUUUUAAUAUACUGGUAGGUUGUGCUAUAGUUUCCAUGUCCAUAUUGCAAAGUGUCUUGCUAUUUUUUUUUUUUCUCCUUGUGCACUGCCGGGGUGGUUGAAUAACCAAUACUGUGAAGACACUAAUAUGUGUUCAAGUCUUGUUUGUCUAAUUUUGGUGUUGAAAAUUCAUUAUCAAAUGAGUUUUCACUAUGAGAUAUUUAAUAAAAUGGAAUAUGUGUAAUUUG